GCAUUUUCUGUACAGAUAUAAAAAUCGAUGAUCUGGAACACCUGAUGUAGACCUAUGAUGGUAUACCUAAACUCAAUGGAAUAUAUAGACAUGACGACUUAAAAAAUUGUUCAGUCUGAUGAGCAUUUUCUGUUGACAUUUAAAAAUCGAAGAACUGGAACAUCUGACUGCAAUAACUGUAAUCUGCUGACCUGUGAUGGUGCAGCUAUACUAUAGGGAAUAUAGAAAUGACGAGUUAACAAAAAUUGUUCAGUCUGAUGAGAGUUUUCGGUAGAGGUAUAAAAUCGAAGAUAUGAACACCUGAAGGAAAGUCAUAAUAGUUCAGCUACACUAUAGAAAAUAUACUUUUUCAGUCUGAUUAGCAUCUUCUGUAUGUAUUGGUAUCGUUACAUUUGUCUGUACAAUUAAAUUUCUCUGAUAAUUUUGACUCCUCACCGAAAAUUGUUCGGCCACGCGAACGAAGUCGCAGACAUCAGCUAGUAAUUAAUAUAACCCCGUUUAUAAGUACAUAACUCUAACUUACUAACCAAAAAAUGAUAAAGGUAUUUGAAGAAGCUAGGUUUUUGUGAUAUUUAAUUAUAUUGUAUGCUCGUCGCAAUAUUUUUGUAAAUAGUAAGUUUUCUCAGUAAUUGAAUUAUUGUAUUGUAUUCAUACGAGAAUUAAGUUAUUCUAAACCUAGUAUUUCAUUAUGUCGGAAAUAGUUUCAAUACAAAAGGUCGCAUUAUGGCCUCUACUAAAAGGAGAGACUGGUACAUCUUUUUAAUCUAAUUAAAGAUUACAUGUACUCCAGAGUACACUCAUUGCAAUAAGUCAUAAAUAUUUAAAUGACUAAUUAGGUGAUACGCUACGUUACAUUCGACAUGUGUAGGUAAAUACCUCCUCAAUUAUUUUCUAUGUUUAAUUAGUACAAAUUUAAUUAUAAAGGCUAGCUUAUUGUUAAAUGUAUACGAGUAUGUGUGGUAUGUGUGGCGAGUGACGCAUGAAAACACAAACAUCAAAACAAUUGUAUUAUUGUUAACAUAAUUAAAUGCCAUAGAAACUGAGACCGAUAAGGAGCGAUGGAGUCUGCAACUUAUUGUCCUGUGGCCUGUGACGCUGAAUGCUGUCUGGAAGAUGAACUGGUUUUUUAUAUUACUUCUUAGUGCGGGCGGAACGUUCUGCUGUCAAAUUUUGGAUCAGUUCAACUACAAGAUAAUCUAUUACAAGGAGAAUGAGAUGCUGAACCUGACCAUCGAAGACGGGUCCUUCCCACCCGACGUGGAGGUCACGAGCAUAACAGGCUCUUGCCGGAAUCAGGUAUCCAGACUGUUACCAGACCAGUUCUUUGAUGCCAAAUUGAAGAAAUACAAACAUGUGAAGCAGAUGAAUGUGCCGAUGAGCCGCGCCAUGGCAGAUUGCGUAUACUACGUGACGAUGCGGUCGGCUAGCGGGUGCUUGGUGAGGCCGGUGGCGAUGCUGCAGCUGCAGCCGGGGCUGGCCGCCUGCCGCUGCUCUGUGGAGGUACACAUAGACUGGAUGCAGGAGCUCAAAUCUAUGUACACUAAGGAGCAUCAGAGAUUCUUGUGUGACGCCCAGAAUGUCAUGUGUGAAAUACGCAGCUUCCCAGAGUCUGGCACGGUAUUAACGUCUGUACAAAAAAGUGAAGAUACUAAAUAUACACGAACAAUAGUCUUUCGACUAAAAAAUGAAGAUAUCUCUCAAGACAAAUCUACCUUUGUUUGUCAAGACAACACCUUCACCAUAAAUGGACGACUUAUUAAAAUCGACUCAAACACUACAAGAACUAAAAUAUAUUACAAUAUUGAUGACGAAUAUAUCGCGACGUGCAACGGUUCUAACAUACACUGGAUCUUAGAAACAAAUUAUAUAAUUAGUUAUAAUUAUAAAGAAUUAGUAGUGAAUGGAACAUUUUCGAAGAAGUUAAGAAAAGAAGAUGACCAGAUGAAAUUGAUUUGCAUUGACGUUAACUGCGAUGAUUUCGAAAUUGAUGAUACGUGUUACAAGAAUAUAUUGAACGAGGUUACUUUUCAUUUGAACAGUGCAGUAAGUUAUUAUUGGGUAUUGGCAUCAUCAUCAGUUGCGGCAUUGUCGUUGCUGGUGCUCGUGGCGUGUGUCUGGUGCAGAUGCAGACGCAGCAAGGCUGCAAUGGACAUGAGCCGGCGCCCGCGCAUGGCGACCCCGCCACCGGAGCGCCCGCCCCGAAGGCAGCUUUACUACUCCGUGCCAUUCGAGAGGCCCAUUCCGGGGCCCAGGCGCGAUUAAAAUGCCUUCCAUUUUGAUGAGUUUUUUUAUUGACUAGGUGACGUGGCGAUAGAAGUGGCAGUGAGACUGAUGCACACUGCUGCCUAAAGCUUUACAGCAAACAGAUUGGUGUAGUGCAAACAUGGAUCUAGGAACCUGGGGGAAACAAUCACAGUAUAUGUAUAACAUUAUCAUCAAUAUUAAACAAUGCCUGACAUGGUUUUGAAGAACCAAAUAGAUACAAAUCCGGUACGUAGCUGUUUUAUUUGGAUAAUUUUUAUUCAUGCUGUAUGUGAACGAAACCUGACAUGACAAUAGAUUCAAACAUUUUUGUAUUUAAGUUUGAUCAAAAUAAAAAUUAUGUCAAUCAGUUUAUUUAUUUAUACGAAAUAUUAUUCCUACUUUAAUUUAUAGGUAUGUGGGGGAACACCGCUCAUAGUUUCUCGGUGUUGCCAGAAGCCUCUCUUUAUGACUGCUUGAUUUUAGGGAAAGAAAAUAGCAAAUUAGAUUCUUAUUCGUUAUUUGAACAUAGACAUUUCGUUAUUACUAUCAAUCGUAUUUCAACGUCCUUGUUACCUACCUUUGUAAACCCAGACUACAAUAUAGAAAAAGCCUUGACAUUCACGAUCUUUUUCAAAUUGCUCUGGGUCUAUGACGUUUAUCUCUUUAUUUAUUUAUAUAUUUUUAAGGAGAACCAACAGCUGUGCUGAAGAAUUAAUUAGUGAUGUUGAAGAAUAGCCUUCGAUGUACGCAUUCGCUAGUUGCACUUAAAAUGCACAGAAAUGCGCGAAAUAUCUUAUUCUAAAGCAGCACUAACGACCUAUAAUGUUCAGUUUGUCAAACGGAAAAAAAAAUAUUUUUCAAUAAAUAAUACAAUAAAA
This is a messenger RNA of Plodia interpunctella (Indianmeal moth), 3122 nucleotides long. RefSeq lists its product as uncharacterized. NCBI's taxonomy places the organism in Eukaryota, Metazoa, Arthropoda, Insecta, Lepidoptera, Pyralidae. The transcript is spliced from 5 exons. The coding region runs from base 1114 to 2262 and encodes 382 amino acids. The record is from RefSeq and is a predicted model, not a curated record.